AUGACUGGGCGUACACACGUAACGUGUGAGUCUGCGAGGCUCGGGGGGCGAUUGCCCUCACUCCGAAGACGGGCAUUGGCGUCUACCAGUAUUGCGCUCUAAUAUGAGUCCAGGUUUGAAGCUAUGUGGAGAUUUUCAGAUGGAGCGAGCGGCUGGCAGCGCUCUGGCUAGCGGGGCGUGAACGCCGGCAGCGACGACGGUGCGCAAAGCUAUCUGGGCACCACCGGUGCAAUCAUGGACAUGUUUAUGCAUGGAGGCUCGCCAGAGCCUCAAGGUCGGGGCGGCUAUGAAGACGACCGCGCUGGCACAAACGAACUUGCAGCAAAUCGAUGCCAGGCCGAUGGCUGCAUGGCGGACCUCUCAGGACUGAAGCGCUACUUCCGCCGCUACCAUGUGUGCGAGAUGCACAUCCGGGCGCAGGUGGUGUUGAUCUCGGGGCGUCAGGUGCGCUUCUGCGACCAGUGCAGCACAUUCCACCCCCUGGCCUUCUUUGACGGAGUGCGCAGGACGUGUCGUGAGAAGCUGGAGCACAACCGACAAAAGCGGCGCGCGCGCAAGGCUGCGCACGGCGGCGGCGGUGGUGGCGGCGGAGGCGGCGCUGAGCGCACAACAGGCGGCGGCGGCGGCGGUCGGCCCGCUGGCUCCGGCCGCGGCGCACGCAGCGGCGGCGCCGGAAACGACGACGAUGACGAUGGUGGCGGCGAGUCUGAAGGAGAGCCGGGUGGCGGCGGCAGUGACGAUGGCGGCUCGGGGUCUGGGCGGGGGCAGGCGCGCAAGCGGCCGCCGAGCGUGUCGUCGUCGCAACAGCAGCAGGCGGCUGCGGCGGCGCAGCGGCGGCGCAUGGGCAGCGGCCCAAUGCCGGGCUCCGCGCAGGACCUAGCUCUGGCGGCGGCGGUGGCGGCGGCGGCGGCGGCGGGCAUGUCAGUUGCCAGCCCUGGUGCCGGCGCCGGCGCCGGACCUGGGCCCGGCGCGGGGGCGCUGGGCUUGGGUCCGGGCUAUAGCCGUAUGGGGUCGGAGGCACGGACCGGUGCGAUGCCGGGGCCGGCGCCGGGGCCGGGGCCGCGUGGUGUCUCGCCCGGGUUUGAGGGCGAGGAUGACGAGUACUACGCCGGCCGCACCGGCCACCCGCACACGUACACGCAUCAUCAACAUCCGCAUCCACAGCAGCUGCCGCAGCAGCAGCAAUCACGAGAGGGCUACAUGGGGGGCGCCAACGCGCGGGACUCCUUGUCGGGCGGGCCCGUGGUGGCGGGGCAGGGCGGGUCGGCUGGCGCACACCCGCACCCGCACCUGCCGGCACAGGGCGGGCCGCCGCCGCCGCCACCGAGGGCAGGGCUAUUCGGGGGCCCGCUCGGGUCAGCGGCGGGAGCCAACGGCGCAGCCGCUGCGGCGGGGCUGCUGCGCGGCGGCUCCGGCCCCGGUGCAGAGCACCUGCGGCCGCCGCUGAGGGAGGCUAGCGGCGUGCUGGGGGCGCCGUCGGGCGAUGGCCUUGGUGGUGGUGGUGGCGGUGGUGGUGGUGGUGGUGGUGGUGGUGGUGGCGGUGGUGUGCUGCCUGCGGGACUGAGUGAGGAGGAGGCGCUGCAGCGGCAGUUGGAGGAGCUGCGCAGUGCGAUCACGUGGCGUCAGCAGGAGCUGCAGCAGCACCAGCACCAGCGCUACCAACAUCAUCACCAACAGCAACAACAACAUCAACAACAACACCAGCAACAGCAACAGCAGCACCAACAGAUUGGCUUGAAGCAGGAGGGGCGGGAGCAGGAAGCCUGGGCGCGCGGGCCGGGGCCGGGGCCGGGAGGGGACGAGCCGCGCUGGCAGCAGCAGCAGCAGCAGCAGCAGCAGCAGGCGCGGCAUGGGUACCCGGCACCAGGCAUGGGGCAAGGGCCGGGGCUCGGCCUGGGGCGGCAGGGAGCGCCUGUGCCCGCAAUGCCGGCAAUUGCAGGCGCCGCCAAUGGCGCCAACGGUGUCGGUGGCGUCAAUGGCGUUCGCGUGGCACGUGACGGCGCGUUUGCACCGCCGCCGCUAGACCCUGCGCGCCGGCGGCCGGGGGCACCCGGCGGCCCCCCUCCGCCGCCGCACCUGCCACAGCACCCGCACCACCACCAUCACCACCACCAAGAUGUGGAGAUGGCGCUGCAGGAGCAGCAGCUGCUGCAGGAGCUGCGCCGGCAGCAACAACAGCAGCAGCAGCAGCAGCAACAACAACAACAAGAACAACAACAACGGCAGCAGCAACAACAACAACGGCAGCAGCAACAGUUGCAGGAGCAGCACAACAUGCAGCACGGGCAUCAGCAGCAGCUGCGGCCGCCGCCGCCGGUUCCAGGGGCGACUGCGGGCUGGAGUUACGCCCACACGGGGACUCGCCCGCCAGUGGAGGUGAAGAUGGAGGUGGAGGCAGACGUUGGGGCAGGCGGCGGCGGCCUGGGCGGGACCGGCGGCUUGCGCAAGGAACUAACACUCGGCCCCGCCGGCUUCACCAGCGCCGGCGCUCCGCCUCCCUACCACCCCCAACACCCCUCGCCGCACGCUUCCUCGCCUCGUGGGCCCCUCGUGGGCCGCUCCUGGGACGGCCGCGGCCCACCGUCAGAUCCCUCGGCGCGACCGCCGCCGCCGCCGCCGCCGGGCGUGUCGCUGGCCGGCUUUCCCUCCGACGUACCAGCCCGGCUGCAGCUGCCGGGCUCGGCCCGCGGCCCGGCGCCCGGCGCCGCCGCCGGGAGGCCCACCGGAGAUGGCAUGGCGGCGGCGGCGGCGGCCGUGCGACAGCACCAGCAGCACCAGUACCAGCUGCACCAACAGCAGCAAGAGCACCAACAGCAACAGCAGCACCAACAGCAACAGCACCAGCAGCAUCACCAGCACCAACAGCAGUUGCUCCUGGCGGAGGCGGAGGCGGAGCUGCAGCGGCAGCGGCAGCUGCAGGCGAUGGCGGCGGCGGGCGGCCCCAUGGCGGCGGCGAUGCGACUGCGCGCCGGCGCCGGCCUCGGCGGCGCGUGGCAGCAGCACCAGCACCAGCACCCGCAGCACCAGCACCAGCAGCAACAGCCGCAGCAACAGCCGCAGCCGCAAUCGAGCCGGCGGUCAGAGGACUGGACGCCGCUCACGGACGUGCCCACGCUUGGCGCGGCUCUGCCUGAGGGUCUCAGCCUGGAACUCAGCUUCGGCGGCGCCGCCGGCGCCGCAGGUGCCGCCGGUCUCACGCCUCUGGGUGGCGGCGGCGGCGGCGCCGCCGCCACCGCCGGGCUGCUGCCUAGCGCCGGCAGCCUGAUCAGCCUGCCGUUGAGUGUGCUACAGGAGGACUCGUCGUUGUGGAGCGACGGCGACCUGGCGCGGCUGAUGGCGGCGGGCAGUGUCCUGCCGCCGCCGCCGGCCUCGGCGACGUCGUCGUUGUACACGGCUGACGACGACGGCCACCUGCGCGGCGAGGACGGCGAGGAGGUGGAGAUGGCGGUGGCGGCGGCGGUGGGGCCGGUGGGGCCGGUGGGGAUGGUGGGGAUGGGGAUGCCUGGCGGCGCCCUGGCGGCGGCGGCGGCGGCGGCGGUGGACGCCGAGGCGGCGGAGUUGGAAUUGGACAGCCUAGCGGCGGCGGGCGCGCAUUUGGGCCACCGGCCGUCGUUUGGCGGCGGCGGCGGCGGUGGCGGCGGCGGCUUGCAUCGGCUGAUGGCGCUGCGCGCCCUGCCCAGCGGCGGCAGCAGCGCGCAGUCGCUUGCGCACCUGGCCCUCCCGCACCAGGCCCCCUAUGCACACGGCCACGGUGGCGGCGGCGCCGCCGCCGCGUACGGCAGCGGCGGCGGAAGUGGCGGCGGCGCAGCGCUGGCGGAGGCCUACUCCACCAGGAGCGAGGCCAGCGAGGCUCCGGAGAUCUGCCUCACGGAAUCUUUUAAGGCGGAGGUGCUGUCGCUGCAGCGGCUGGCGCAGGCGCAGCAGGGGCAUCCAGGGCCGCAUGGCUCGGAGUUCGGGCCGCAGCAUGGACCGCACGGCUUCCCCGGCCCGCAUGCUGGGGCCGCCGCGGCAGCAACGCCCAACCAGCUGCCGCCGUCGGUACGGCUACACCUGCCGCCCAGCAUUUUGGGGCGCGGCGGUACCAGCUACGGCGGCGGCAGCGGCCCUGGCGGGCCCGACGGCGGCGGCGCCGUAUACCACCAGCACCAGCACCAGCCGUACCAGCUGCAGUACCAGCACCAGCUCCAGCAGCAGCAGCGCGUGGCGCUGAUGCAGCACCACCAUCAGCAACAACAGUACCAGCAGCAGCACUUGCAAUACAGGCCGCCUCUGCAGCAGCAGCACCAGCAGCAGCAGCAGCUGCACCAGCAGCCGGCCGCGGCGCCGCCGCUGUUCGGCGAGGGGCGGGUGUCCGCCUUCCACCUGCUGGGGCCGGGGGACCUGGACGAUGAAGAAGAGGACGGGCCCGCCCUCGGGCCCGGCUGGCAGCUGCACCCGCACCAGCACCCGCACCCGCAGCAGCCGUAUGGCGGCAUGGGGCGCCCCCAGCAGCAACCGCAGCAGCACCAGCAACCGCAGCACCAGCACCAGCAGCAGGCUGGCGGGCUGGACUCGCGCCCUUCCCACCUCGCCGGCGCCGGCUUCGGUGCCGGCACUGGUGCGCGUGCAGGUGGCGGCGGCGCCGCCGCAGUUGCCUCAGCCGGGGCUGGGGCUGGGGCUGGGGCUGGGGCGCCGCAGAUCCUGUUGCUGCCCGGCGGCCCGGCGGCGGGGAGUCAGCCGGGGCGACUGCUGGGCUCGGCGGCGGCGCUGGGCCUAGGCGGUGCGCGAGGCGGCGGCGGCGGCGGCGGUGGCGAGCACACGCUCGUGCAGCCUAGCCUGCGCCGCCUCAGCCAACAGGAGCAGGACGGCCGCGGGGCGCAGGGGGCGGCGUCGGCUGACAGCGAGCCGCCGCCGCCGGCGCAGCAGCAGCAGAUGCAGCAGCAGCAGCAGCAGCAGCAGACUGCCAACGGCCCGACUGGAAAAGUAGGAGGAGGGGGCCCGGGCGCUGGGUUGGCGCGGGCGCCGGCGGCGCCGCGGGAGGCGCCUCAGCAGGCGCAGCAGCCGCGCGCAAACGGGGAAGUGCGCCACCCCACAGGCGCGGCGCAGGCGUGGAGCGGCGGCGUCGCUUCUGGCGGCCCGGCGGCAGCGGCUGACGGCAACCUGGGCAGCGCGGCGGCGGUGGCGGCGGUGGCGGCGGCGGCGGCGGAAGCAGAGGCGGACGGCGAGGUGGGUGAGGAGGAGGAGGAGGUGGAUCCUUCUGAGCUGUUGCGUCAGGCCUACUCCGCCGGACUCACAGAGCUGCCUGGGAUGCUGGGGGAUGCGGAGGCGGAGGAGGAGGAGGAGCAGGAGGCGGCCGCGGCGGCGGGCGAUGAGGUGACGGAUCCGGGGACGGGGUCCGGGUCGGGCCAGGCAGGCCGCCGCCGCGGCGGUGGUGGUGGGGGCAGCGGCAGCGCUCAGGCGGCGGAUGCCACGCCGCCUCCUGAGGGCGAGGGCACGGAGAUCGUCGGCUCCGUCGGCAGCGGCCGUGCCGCCACUGGCUUACGCAGUGGCGGCGGCGCCGUCGGCGACGCGUCCUUCAUCCGGCCCGGCGGCGGCGGCGGCAUGUCUUUCCUGGCCAGUGCCGUUGGUGGUGGCGGCGGCGGCGGCGGAGGGCAACAGAUGACGACGACGGUUGACUUUUCGGGAUUGGAUGGAGGCGGCGGCGGCUCGUGGUGGCUCAGCAAGGGCAGUGGCGAGGGCGAGGGCGAGGAGAGGAGUGUGGUGUCGUCAGGCGCUAUGGCGGCGGUGGCGGCGGGGGCACGGCGGGAGGGGCUCAGUGGUGGCGGCGGCGUUGGCGGCGGCGUGGUCAUGGAUGCUGAGGAUGUGGACAUGGAUGACACAACGUCACUGGCCGCUGAGGCGGCGGCGGCGGCGGCGGCUGACCUGGCGGCGGCGGCGGCAGGUCCGGCUGUCGGCGCCGUUGGGGUUCGCUCGUGAACCGUUGUUGGGAGGAGUGCAUUCAAGUUGGUGAUGACGGUGGCUGACUGCAUGGCUGCAUGCCUGCAUGGCUGCACAAGGCGGCAUGCCUGCACGGCUGCUCAAGGCGCGCCGCUGGGGCAGGCAGAUGCAUAUGUGGGCGGGCGCAGCGGUGGCGACAGCGCGGACGCAGCUGUGCCCGACACAAUGCGGCGGCGGCGGCGUCUGCUCCGAUACUGCCACCGUCUGCACCCCGUUGGCAUCCCGUCGGAUCAGCAUACAGGCAUAGGGCCAGGGAUGGCGUGUCAACUGCGUGAACUGCUUUCCCUGGCGUUUCCCACCCGGGUUCCCACACACUUCACUUGCUACCACGCUGCUGCGACGACUUGGCGUGGGCGCAAACAGGUGUGGCAAGGACGUACAGUACCGGGGUGAUGUGUUGCUGCACCUAAGGCGCUGAGUUGUUCAUAAGGAAUUUUGGCGUGUCACUCGUGCUUCAUGGGCUUGAUGAACGUGAUGCCUGGAAAUUGCGAAGUUGCGGCCACCAAGGGCCGGCACGACUGCACGAGCACAGGAAGCGGUGAAUUGUAUUGCGGAGGGGGUUGUUGCCAUGCCUCGUAUGUUGGGAGCUGCCGCGGGAAGCCAUACCUCUUCCAGUGCGCAUCGGGAAAACCGGGAGGCACAACAAAAAACUACUACACGGUACCGGGGCUUGUCCCGGCGCAAGCGAGGGAGAAAGUAUACGGCAUGCAAAUUUAUUGAUGAUCGAACGCCCAUGCAGGACAAGAACGAUGACUUGUCUGCGGCGGGGUUGCCAUUGUGUUCUUGUAAUUGUUGUUGGCUGGGGCGUGCUGUGCGGGUCGUUGCAAGCUGUGUAAUUUGCAUGUCCUGCUCGCUAGGACUCUGUGGGCUCAAGCGGGAGACGGUGGCGGCGCGGGGCUUGGCGGUAGCUGCGCAUGCGCCAGGCGUGUUGGGCGGUUGUGGGCACGGCCGCAUACAAGGGGCGCGAAUGGAGCUGCUGUUCACGAGGCGGCGCCGGCCGGCACCUGCACUUGAGCCGGCCGCUGUUCCUGCACCCCAGCCGGCCGCGGGCUAUAGCAGAGCUGGGGUGGGGGCAUGGCCGUGGGGCCAAUUGGCAGGACGCAGCAGAGGCAGAGGCGUGGGGGUACCUUGUUUGCUGCUGUGGCUCCUCUGCGCUGUUGGCUGCGGUCGGGCAUGUCGUAAGCAUUUGGGGGCGGGCGGCGCUUGUGGUGCCAAUUCAUCAGGCUUUGCCGCGGGCACGUGCGGCGCAGCUGGCGGACCCGCGGGCUGAGACUUUGGAGGUCGUGUGGGCGUGUGCGUGCAGCCCAUUUCUUGCGUGCUUGCGCGGAAAGCGUUACUGCAUUUGUUCUUAAUGAUGACUGUGGUGUUGGUGUUGCUGGGGUCCGGGAGUGGCGGCACGGCGGAGAGCCUGUUUGCGCUGCACCUGCGACCCAUGCCAUUACCGCGGACUCUUGGGCGCCCUACAUUGUGGGCUUGGUGUUGGUGCCGGUUGAGGGGAUGGCCCGCAAUGCAACAAGGCUUGAGGAGUCGGCGAUGUUUAAUUAAGUUCUUUCAUGCGACCGGGUGGUGUGUUGGCAAGUUGUCACAUACACUGUAUCGCUUGGAACGAUUUGGGGCUUCUGUGUGUGUAUGUCUUUAUGUGGUCUGUUAAAGCUGUGGUCUGUUAAAGCUGGAGCGGCGAGGGGCGAGGGCGCGAAUGUGAUGAGGGUUGAGGGCUGCAAAUUGCGGAGGGAAGAUGCGCACUUGUCCGAGAUGCGUCCCAGGGUACCAAGGCACUGGCAGUGUGCGCAUUGGGUGUUGACACAUGCUGGGGGCCGCGCUGCGGGGGGUGGGGCGUGUGGGGGUUACCGAAAUGCGGGCGCAGCAGGGGUGAAACGAGGACACCCCUGGCUGGAGCAGAGCUGAGAAACGUCGGGGGCCGGCAGCAACAACGUGAAUGAUGAUUGUCCCAACACACGGCAUGCAAUGCUAGAUGUAUGGUAAAUUUGGGACCCAUCGCAAAGAUGUGCGAUAUAAUGCAACUGGUGGCAACGAUUCUAGGGGCGUCACAGCGGCCGCACUUGGGAAUUACACGGGCAACGCUAACAGCAUGCCGCAGGCGAUGCGGCGGGGCAGAUCCGCAGAUGCGGUCGGGUGGGUAGUGGGCAACCCGCUUUGGAGUGGUGUGUGUGUGUGUGUGUGUGUGUGUGUGUGUGUGUGUGUGUGUGUGUGUGUGUGUGUGUGUGUGUGUGUGUGUGUGUGUGUGUGUGUGUGUGUGUGUGUGUGUGUGUGUGUGUGUGUGUGUGUGUGCAUUUGUAUACAACUGUAAAUGCCGGGCAAU
This is a messenger RNA of Chlamydomonas reinhardtii, 8296 nucleotides long. RefSeq lists its product as uncharacterized. The transcript has 5 exons. Bases 235 to 5955 code for a protein of 1906 amino acids. Lineage: Eukaryota; Viridiplantae; Chlorophyta; Chlorophyceae; Chlamydomonadales; Chlamydomonadaceae. Gene Ontology annotation, cellular component: nucleus. The record is from RefSeq and is a predicted model, not a curated record. Gene Ontology annotation, molecular function: DNA binding.